Molecule: messenger RNA, 1556 nt
Organism: Medicago truncatula (barrel medic)
Lineage: Eukaryota; Viridiplantae; Streptophyta; Magnoliopsida; Fabales; Fabaceae
Product: probable fructokinase-6, chloroplastic
Exons: 7
Coding region: 220-1380 (386 amino acids)
Biological process (GO): fructose metabolic process
Cellular component (GO): chloroplast stroma; cytosol
Molecular function (GO): fructokinase activity
Source: RefSeq, a predicted model, not a curated record
GCUGUCCUUUGCUUAUUUGUUUGAUAGCAGAGAAAGACACAAUCAAAAGACAACACGAAAAACAUCAUUUUAAGAAACACAUUCUUGUACCUAUGCUUCCUCCGAAACAGUAAUCCAACAAAUCAUAACUCAAUUCAAAUCUCACAUCUUAAUCGAUUAACAUUCAACACUGUUCUGAUUCUGAAUCUUUGUACUGUGUGAAGUAAUUUUGCUUCUUCCAUGGCUCUUCACUGUGGUGGUUCUUUCACCUUCACGAGUGUGGUUACUAACCCUCCAGGUUCUGUAAAAUUCAGCCAACCCAUUGUUAAAGCUUCGGUUUUUCCUUCAACUCAUUCUCCUCCUAAUGUUCGGUUGAAUUUUAAAGGAAAGACAAAGGCAAUACCUGAAAAUGGGAGCCCUGAAACAAAGGAAUCGCCUCUGGUUGUUUGUUUCGGAGAAAUGCUCAUUGAUUUUGUCCCAACUGUUAGUGGCCUUUCUUUGGCUGACGCACCAGCAUUUAAAAAGGCUCCAGGUGGUGCUCCUGCUAAUGUUGCUGUAGGCAUAUCCCGAUUAGGAGGUUCAUCGGCUUUUAUUGGAAAGGUUGGUGAGGAUGAAUUCGGAUAUAUGCUUGCAGAUAUACUCAAGGAAAAUAAUGUAAACAGCCAAGGGAUGCGUUUUGACCCUGGUGCACGUACCGCCUUAGCAUUUGUUACCCUAAGGAGUGAUGGAGAACGAGAGUUCAUGUUUUAUCGUAACCCCAGUGCUGAUAUGCUUCUCCAAGAAGAUGAACUAGACUUGGACUUAAUCACAAAGGCCAAGAUCUUUCAUUAUGGUUCAAUAAGUCUUAUAACAGAACCAUGCAAAUCGGCACACAUAGCUGCAGCAAAGGCUGCAAAAGAAGCUGGUGUAUUUCUGUCUUAUGACCCUAACCUGAGGCUUCCUUUAUGGCCUUCUGCAGAUAGUGCUAGAGAAGGAAUUCUGAGUAUAUGGGAGACUGCAGAUAUCAUCAAGAUUAGUGAAGAAGAGAUUUCUUUUCUUACAAAUGGUGAAGACCCAUACGAUGAUGCUGUUGUUCGAAAACUUUUCCAUCCAAACCUCAAGCUACUCCUUGUUACUGAAGGUGCAGAAGGCUGCAGGUAUUACACCAAGGAAUUCAGUGGUAGAGUGACGGGAAUGAAGGUGGAUGCAGUUGACACCACCGGUGCUGGUGACGCUUUUGUGGCUGGAAUACUAUCACAAUUAGCUACAGAUCUUUCAUUACUUCAGAAAGAGGAACAAUUGAGAGAAUCUCUCAGGUUUGCCAAUGCUUGUGGUGCAUUGACUGUGACUGAGAGAGGUGCAAUACCAGCAUUGCCCACAAAGGAAACUGUUCUGAAUGCCCUGCUUAAACCUGUAUCAUAAUUUCACAUUCUGAGUAUUAUUUUUUGGCGAAUUUUAGGAACUUAUUGAGCUAAUGCAGUAAAUAAGAACCAACUGUUCUAAUAAUGGAGGGUCGUUCUUUAUCCAACAUCAGGUUAUAUAUAUUUCGACAAUAUAUAAUUUUCAGUUCAUGUGGUUGCAUAUGGAACUUUGAGAAA